AUUUCUCUUAACAUUACCUGUGAUUUCAAAAAACAAAGAGAAACCCAUUUCAAAUUUCUCAAAUUUAAGCAUAAAAAUCAAAGCUUUAAGGCAUUUUCUUCAAUGGAAGCAAUGAAAUCUCAAGCUUUGAUGAUGAUGAUAAUGGUGGUCGUUUUAAUGGCUUUUUCAUCAUCCUCCAUUGUUGCAGCUCAAGAAGCUCCAGCUCCAAGCCCUGCCUCUGAUGCUCCAAUUUCUCUUCCAACUUUAAUGGCUUCUCUUGCUCCUCUUGUUCUUGGAUUCUUCCUCUAAAUUCUUCAUUUUUUUAAAAAAUUUUACUCACCAUUUAUAUAGUAAUUUCCAAUGGAUAUAUAAAUAUGUGUGUGUUUUUUAAACAACCCAUGUUCUUCAUUCUUUUUUUCUCUAGAAAUUAUGUAAUGUCUAUGAAGGAAGGAAAUGGAGAGAUGGGUUGGUGUUUUUUUUAUUUUUUCUUUUUCAAUUAGGGGUUAUUAAUUGUGAGGUUAUAAUGAUUGAAUUUGUUUGGGUGUGAUUUGGGAUUAUUAAUUUGAUGUAUAUUUUUCAUAUUUAA
This is a messenger RNA of Benincasa hispida (wax gourd), 565 nucleotides long. RefSeq lists its product as uncharacterized. The record is from RefSeq and is a predicted model, not a curated record. NCBI's taxonomy places the organism in Eukaryota, Viridiplantae, Streptophyta, Magnoliopsida, Cucurbitales, Cucurbitaceae.